AUGGUGAUUCUACGUCGUGUGGCCACGGCUGUGUGGGAUGGGCUGGAUGGGCAUAAAUCCAACGAACGUUUGGACCGCGCUCUGUGGGAUGCCCGUAUCAAACAGUAUCGCUGCUCUUCAAGGGCUUGUAUGCACAUCGCGGCAAUCUGUACCUUCGGGCAAAUGCUGCACUUGCAAUGGAACGACAACGCACACUCUCGUUGGCCUUUGGUGAUUUCCAUGUCUGCAUGGCUGAUGCAUCUGAUUAUCAGCUCUGGCACCGUGCAGUUGGACCGAACGAGAUGUAGACUUUUUGUUCUUGUGAUGUAUGUGAUGGUCGGCUUGUGGAUCCAUGGCUUUCCCGGCGACUGCCAGAAUGCUCUCAUCCUUCAGAACGUAACCAUUUCUGUUCGAUUUGCCGUGGCCACCUUUUUUGUAAAUUUUCAAAUUGGAGUUCCCGCUCAGUCUUUGCUAAGCUUACUGGAAAUGUGGCAUGCUUGGAAGCGAGAUCCCGCUUCUCUACACAUCUCCUGCCUUCAUCAGCUGACCGUCCUGGCUUUCAUUUUGGUCCUGGCCGGCUUGAUGGAAUUUCACAAUCGCUCACGGAAUGCCUUGCUGACAAACUCGGAGUCAAUGGUCCUGAGCUUCCGAAGGGUCCUGCGUGGAGUGUGUGAUGGAGAAGUGCUCUUGGACAGCAAACUACGGGUCUCUGGUGAAGCCAGCUGCUUGCAGACUCUUCUGAUGACCACAGACUUUCGUUUUUACGAGAACUUCGAGGAGUUGCUGGUGGAGGAUGAGCGUGAGCGCUUUCGGAGCUUCAUCAUGUCUGAGCACUCCAACGCACCUGGCCUCAGCGCGCCUCCGUGCUUACGAGUGUCCUUGAAACGUCCGCCGAGGACGUCUUUGACAGGUUCGGCCCCGGCGCUCCCACCGGUCGGAGUCGACCUGUUCCAUGUGCCGCAUAUGUUGGAUGAAGAAACCUAUCAUUUGAUCGCGCUCCGAGAAGAUUCCGACUCAAGAUCUCUUCUGGAGGUCGUUGGCACCGACGUAGAGGUCACUCCUGUCCACACAGAAUCCAGCGACAGGAGAUCAUCAAGGAGUACCGCCCCGCUCACCCACGGUUCUGUCUCGCAGGUGUCUUCACACUCCCUCCUGCAGGUUGGCAAGGAGGUGGAGGAGAUGACUUUGCUGGUUGAUGCUACCACCCCGCUGCUGGAUGUGGACCAAGCUCACUUGAGCUUCGUUCGGCGACGUGAUAGUGACGACAGCUCCAUGCCUAGUUUGCGCCGCCUCGUUCAGCCCACGGAUUGGGGCAACGUCCAGGACCAGCUCCUGAAUCUCGCACGGUCGGCACAGAGCCAGGAGGAUGCACUACACAUGAAGUUGAGAUUGCAGGAUGAUUGCAAGAGAUGCCUUCAAGCACGUCGCGUUCACGUCUCUGCAUUCGUUUCACCAGGUGCCGACAGGCUCUCCGAGACGCGGAGCAAGUUGUGCAUUCAGAUGCGGAAAUUCAAGGUUUUGAAAGCACCAUCGUCAAAGCAUACGUCGAGGUUCCAAAGUGUCAGUGAAUGCUCAUCUGAAGACUCGGACUCGAGUUGA
Molecule: messenger RNA, 1578 nt
Organism: Symbiodinium sp. CCMP2592
Lineage: Eukaryota; Dinophyceae; Suessiales; Symbiodiniaceae
Source: the annotation of a GenBank genome assembly